Symbiodinium pilosum is the source of this 2385-nucleotide messenger RNA. Lineage: Eukaryota; Dinophyceae; Suessiales; Symbiodiniaceae. The record is from the annotation of a GenBank genome assembly.
GCCAGCGCCCAUGAUUUUAUCUCGACCUUUCCAAGGGGGUACCAGACCAUGGUAGGCGAAGCCGGGGCGCAGCUGAGUGGCGGACAGAAGCAGCGGUUGGCAAUCGCUCGAGCUCUGAUUAGAAAGCCUGCCGUGCUUCUGUUGGAUGAGGCCACCAGCGCACUGGAUUCCGCAUCUGAGCGAGCCGUCCAGAAGGCGCUGGACGAACUCCUCAGCUCAGGUGGACGCACAACAAUUGUGAUUGCCCACCGCCUGUCGACAGUUCGCAACGCCCAUCAAAUAUGUGUGCUGGAGAAGGGGAAGGUAGUGGAGCAAGGGACACAUGAGGAGCUGAUGUCCAAGCAAGGCGCUUAUGAGAAGUUGUUGAGCCUGCAGCUGUCCGCAUCAAAGGAUUGGCCCGCACCAGCUGCUCCUAGAAGGGUGGAUACCGCCCUUGCAAAUGCGGCGGAGGCACCGAGCGCAGCGCAGAAGCUCCUGGAGGCGAAAUCUGAGGAGGAGACGAUGAACCAGGAAGAAGGUUCAAAUGAUGGAGGCAAGACCCAGGAUGACGCAGAGGAGAAGUGCCUGAAGCUCGCAACGACCUACGAGUUCGAAAAAGAUCUUGGAACAGCCUAUGCGGUCAAAGAGGUGUGGAGAUUGUCCAAGCAGGACUACAAGCUCUACAUUAUUGGGGUUGGCUUCACAUUUCUGGGCUCCAUGGUGAUGCCUUACUUUUCUGUUCAGUUUGCACGAACCAUCAACAUCUUCAACCAGCCGCCAGCAGUUCUGGACCCAGCGACACACAAUUGGUAUGCAGCCUACAAUGAGCCUUUCAUCGCCACCAACGUGAACAACCUGUGCAUGCUGAUGCAGGCGCUCAGUGUCUUCUGGCUGUUGCAAGCUAUCGGCGCUUCUUGGGCCUUCGCCAAAGCGGGUGAGCUGAUGACCCUGCGAGUUCGUGCACGCUUCUUUGAGUCCCUCCUCCGCCAGGAAAUCACAUGGCACGACAAGCAGGGCACGGCCCAUUUGCUUUGGAAGCUCGGAGCAGAUGUUCCAAGCCUGAAGAUGCUCGUGGGCGCCAACAUCGCUGCUGCCGCCAAUUUUGCGUUCACAACCAUCAUCGGGGUUUCAGUCGCGUUGUAUUUCAGCUGGCGCUUUUGCUUGUGCAUUUUUAUUCUCAUGCCGUUGAUGGGGGUUAGCGCCAUUGGCGUUGGACUGAACAUGCGCAAGAUCGAUGGGGACUACUCCAGCGGUGUCGUGUCUGAGGCUGUGAAUUGCGUGAAAACUGUGACAGCCUUUGGUUUGCAAGGCCGACUCAUGGAGAAGUAUGAAUCCAGACUUGAGAGCCACAUGGAAGACGAGCAACGAAUCCGCCGAGUCUCGGCCCUGGGGACUGGAGUCGCCUCUGCAGGGGUUUUCAUGAUCCUGGCGAUGGCAGUCUUCGGCAUCAACAUGUUCAUUUCCCGUGGCCUGAUGCAGGUGGACAUUGCCACGGUGGUUAUCAUGGUCCUGGUCACGACUGUCAGUGCCUUUGGCGAGCUCGCGCGCUUGAUCACGGACACCAGCUUGCCGCAGGAGUCGGCGAGACGGAUAUUCAAUAUUAUUGCAAGAAGGUCCAAGAUUGACCCAUUUUCAGACGAGGGCUUGAAGCUGGACAAAGUGAGUGGCAAGGUGGAGUUCCGCCAGGUGUAUUUCCGCUAUGCCACGCGGCCAAACCUUGCAGUGUUCAACGGACUCAGCCUCACGAUAGAACCAUGCACGACAACAGCAUUUGUUGGACCUAGUGGCUGUGGCAAGAGCACGGCCGUCGGCCUCUUGCAGCGGUUUUACGAUCCUCAAGGUGGAUGCAUUCUUCUGGAUGAUCAUAAUGUGCGCGACCUGAACCUGCAGUGGCUUCGAGCGCAGAUGAGCAUGGUGCAGCAAGAGCCGAUUUUGUUUUCACGGAGCAUUCUUGACAACAUACGUUACGGCCAGCAGGACGCUACGAUGGAGGAGGUUGAAGCUGCUGCUAAAGCGGCCAAUGCUAGUGACUUCUUGAACGCCAUGCCACAGGGCUUCAGCACACAGGCAGGUCAUCGAGGUGCACAGCUCAGCGGUGGACAGAAGCAGCGCAUUGCAAUUGCGCGUGCGUUGCUGCGCGACCCCGCGGUUCUUCUCCUCGAUGAAGCCACCAGUUCGUUGGAUGCUGUGAGCGAGCGUCUAGUUCAAGAUGCUUUGGACCGGCUGGUUAGGUCGAAGCCUCGUACAACCAUCAUCAUCGCGCACAGGUUGUCGACGGUGCGCAGCGCUGAUCAGAUCUGUGUGUUCAACCAUGGUCAGAUCGUGGAAAAGGGCAAGCAUGAACAGCUAAUGGAUUUGGAUGGUCACUACUCCAGGUUAGUGUCAGCUCAACAGAUCUCGGUGUGA